This is a messenger RNA of Rotaria sp. Silwood2, 1515 nucleotides long. NCBI's taxonomy places the organism in Eukaryota, Metazoa, Rotifera, Eurotatoria, Philodinida, Philodinidae. The record is from the annotation of a GenBank genome assembly.
AUGCAACGACGACAUGUUAAUAAUCGACAACAUACAAUACCAUUUCGGCAACAAUUUAUUGAACAAAUUGUUCACGAUUUUCAAGAAAUUGAUCGAAAAUUGGAAAUGGAUUAUCGAAAACAAGCGGAAAAAAAGGAUCAACAAACGGCACGUUUACUUCGACAACUUGAAACUGUAUAUCAAAAACAACUACGUGAUUUAAAUCUGUACAAUAAUCGGACACUAAUUCGAGAACUAAUGGAAGAACAUUUGCAGAAAUCAACACCACAAGGUCAACUACGUCGAAUUCAUCAAUUAGAAGAAGAGCUUCGUCAACUAAAAAUCAACCAUGAUACAUUAGUUAGACGUGUCGAUCAAAAUGAAACGAAUUGUAAUCAAAAUAAGCAUAAUCAGGAUGAAGAAAUCGAUAGUAUUAAACAAAAAUUUGAACAAUAUCGAAUAGAAAUUGAACAAUAUAGAAAAAACAUUGAUAAAACAAUUAUAGAUCUUCAAACAAAGUUAGAAACAUUACUUAAAAAACAAGAAAUUCUUGAUAAAAAACAAGAAGAACAUGGAGUUUCAAUUCUUAAUCUUUCUCUUCAACGAGAUACACUUACAAAAUUAUCUCAAGAUAUUGAAUUAAUCAUAAAUAAUCGUCGUUCAGAUCUUGAUACACUUAAUAAAUUUAUAAAAAAACUCAAUGGUAUUAAAAAUUCGUUAAAUCAAGUUCGAGAAAGAUUUCAUUUACUGGAUCGAAUACCUUUGCUGGAACAAGAAAUUGAAAAAAUUCGAGAUUUAAUCACUGGUCAUGAUAAGACAUUGAAGGAAUGCAAUUUAAGAAUUGAUAGUUUAUCUUCAUCACUUCAAAACUUAGAACGAAGAGUUAAUGAUAUCAAAAAUACUGAUAUUACAAUGAUUCUACAACGUCUUAGCUCUAUUGAAGAUGAUUUAAAAAGAAAAUCACAGGAUAUUGCUAAUGCUAAUAAUACUGCAAAAACAGCUCUCGACGAAGUGAAUGGACUACGUGAAACUGUAGAAGAGCUAAAGAAAAAGUUGAGUUAUUUGAAUGAGCGAAUUUCUGUUGUUGAAGAUAUUCUUAAGAGACUUGAUGAACUAGAAAUGAAAUUCAAAGAUCUAGACAUUGACGAAAUUCGUAAACUAUUCUUAAAAUUGACUGAAAUGGAAAAACAAUUAGAUGAACUUACUAAGGAAUUAAACAAUCUUAAAGAUAUCGUAAAGGGUUUAAAUACAAAUUCACGUACAAACUCUUCCAUAGAAGGAACUCUUGAAGCAUAUAUGAACGACGUGAAAAAACAGAUAAGUGAAUCAUUAUCGAGUCUUAGCCAACAGCUUCUUGCACUAAUCAACGAAGCUAAACAACUUAUAAGUAUUUUAGAUACCAAACUCAAUGAGCUUUUAACUAUGCAACAGCAAAUACCAUCAAAAGAAGAACCAAUCAUGUUGUCAUCAUCUAACCGAAUACUUUAUGUAGAACCAUUGAAAUCGAUUGAUUUACUUCAAGAUAUUUGGACUUGA